AUGAGUGCGAAAGACAUUCAAAAUUCUCAAAGAGAAGGGGAGGAGGAUGAGAGCUACUGCACUCAUCUGAAUCUUCGACUUAGUUCGAACUCGGCUGAUGAGCCAACCUUCGAGGAUAAUAUUAAUGAAUUGGUGGAAUAUAUUAAUAACGAUAUGGACCCUACUAACCGUUUAAACAGAGCUGGAAAGGAUGGACUCAAAGCAAGAGUCACGGCUAUAGCCAUGAACAUGGCCAAUUUAGCAGGUCAAAACAAAAUUCUGAGAGAAGAAGUCGAAAGACUUAGAAAUGAGAGUCAAACAAAAGAGAGAAUGUCGUAUGCGAGGGUAACUGCGCAGCCUGCAAUGGCUACAAAAAGUGAACAGGAACGGAAAAUAGAAAUGAGGAAGGAGGAAAACACUUUAUUCAUAACGAGUGACAAAGCGACAACUGGUCGUAAGGUACAGGAGGAAUUGACAAAAGUAUUGAAUCCUAGAACUGAAAAAAUACGCAUGAAUAGAAUGAAAACCAUUGGUAAGGCCCUCAUUAUUGAGGCCGCUACUAAAGAAGACCUCGAUAAAAUUAAAAAUCAUACAAUCGUUAAAAGGAACUUCAAAUGCGAACUGCCUAAGAAAAUGAAACCGCUGGUCAUAUUAUAUGACGUGAGCAGUUCAGCAAAAGAGGAAGAUAUUAUGGAGGACAUAAGAGCUCAGAACUUUGAAAAUAUGAGCAAAGAAGAAUUUGAAGACUCCUUUAAGGUAAGAUUCAAAACUGGCCCAAGGGGAAAACCAACCGUCCAUUAUGUGGUGGAAGUGUCCCCUGGGUUAAGAAAAGCAAUAAUAAAAGAUAAGAUAUACAUAGGAUUCAAUGCAAUCAAUGCUAGGGACUACAUAGUAGUCCCUAAAUGCCUCAAGUGCCAGGACCUGGGUCAUGUCGCAAAGCAUUGCACAAAGGAAACCGCAUGUAACCAUUGCGGAGGUGCGCAUGAGAAGAAAGAGUGUGAUAAAGCUGGACAGACUAAGACUUGCAUACCGUGCAAGGCGAGAGGAAAAGCCGACUGUAAGAAAGAGCAUAAAGAUUGUCCUACACACAAGAUGUUGGUAGACAGGUUGAUUCUCAAAACUCACUGGGGUAAGUAA
Molecule: messenger RNA, 1116 nt
Organism: Diabrotica virgifera virgifera (western corn rootworm)
Lineage: Eukaryota; Metazoa; Arthropoda; Insecta; Coleoptera; Chrysomelidae
Exons: 1
Coding region: 1-1116 (371 amino acids)
Molecular function (GO): nucleic acid binding; zinc ion binding
Source: RefSeq, a predicted model, not a curated record